Sardina pilchardus (European sardine) is the source of this 2070-nucleotide messenger RNA. RefSeq names its product tRNA methyltransferase 10C, mitochondrial RNase P subunit (gene trmt10c). The transcript has a single exon. Lineage: Eukaryota; Metazoa; Chordata; Actinopteri; Clupeiformes; Clupeidae. Gene Ontology annotation, cellular component: mitochondrion; nucleus; nucleoplasm. Gene Ontology annotation, biological process: mitochondrial tRNA 5'-end processing; positive regulation of mitochondrial translation. The coding region runs from base 286 to 1740 and encodes 484 amino acids. Gene Ontology annotation, molecular function: tRNA binding. The record is from RefSeq and is a predicted model, not a curated record.
CAACGUGACCUUCCAUGGAAGCAUGAGCACAGCGGGACAUAAAGUGCAUCAUAUUAGCCGUGAAUCUGAGUAUAUUUUAUGUACUAUUACACAUAACUGCUUGCACCCAAGGUUUGAAUAUGAAGAAAUUACACUAUGAAGACACUAUGAAGAAUGACACUCUAAACUAAGGUUGGAUGUGCACGUUUCUAAAUCAAAGAUAGCUAGCUUCUCUGCUAGCAGUAGAAGUUAGAACCACUUGGCUGCCUACCAUUACUUCACAGGCUGUUGAUCACAUGUACAAUCAUGAGCAUCAGGUUCGCGAAGUUAUCUAUGCUGAAUCAAUUGCGACAAUGUUGUCAUUCUUUGCCGCCAAGAUUAGCUUUAAAGAAAAGCCAUCUGUCGCCAUCGGCAAACUCCGCGUUUUCACUCAACCACCUCCAAAACCCUACACGGUCUCUCAGCACAAGCUGGCCUAAGUGGAAAGAUGUGCCUCAGCCCAAAGACCAAGAAACUGAGAAGGUGGACUUGGACAUCUGGAAAUCCGUAAUGAGGUCUCAAGUGGCACAAGAAGAGACGCCAAGGGCCAGUGACGAUGACACCGUCCAAGCAGGGGCCAGUGAGAUGGGCCAGGAUUCGCCACGGGAGGCUACCCGUCAGUUGGUGGAGAUGUGGCGUCAGGCAGGAAAGCAGGUGCCAGAGCACAUUACGGACGAAGAGCUAGACAUGGUAGCGGAGCGUCUCACCAAGUCUUCAAAGAAAAAGUACUUAAGGUUCCUGUGCACCAGAGAAGCUAUAAAGAAGGCCAACAAGAGGAAGCAAGAACAGAAGAGGAUGAAGAAGUUGGCCGAAAUAGAGGAGAUGAGCAAAGAAGAGGGUGAUGACGAAGAAGUCGGCAGCAAGUGUAAAAACACCUUUCUUCUCAACUUUUGGACGCGGUCGGAGGAUCGACUACUUGGCUGGAAGAGUGCUCAGGCUAUGCAGUUUGGCCAGCCACUGGUGUUCGACAUGAGCUAUGAACAGCACAUGACACCGCGUGAGAUAGCAAAUACAGCCAGCCAACUACUGGAGACUGAAGGCCAUAACCGACGUGCUGUAGAUCCAUUUCACUUGCACUUCUGCAACCUCAAUCCUGAAGGUACCUACCACGAGGAGCUAGUCAAACGCUACGGCACUAAUGCAUGGGAGAACCUCCUGAUUACUGCCUCCCCCCAGCGACACGUUGACAUGUUCCCCCUCGAACAGCUGGUGUACCUGACAGCUGAUUCGCCCAACCCGCUCCGCACCUUUGAUUGCAACAAGGUGUACAUCAUCGGGGCCCUGGUGGACCGCUCUAACCAGCCCGGAGUCUCUCUGGCCAAUGCCAAGCGUCUGAAUCUGGCCACCGCGCGUUUGCCACUGGAUGAGCACUUGGACUGGGAAUCUGGUGCCAAGAACUUGAGCUUAGAUCAGAUGUUCCAGAUUCUUAGGACCAUCAAGGAGACAGGAAGCUGGGUGGAGGCCUUGAAGUUUGUGCCCAAGAGGAAGCACGCCGGCUUCCACUCUGCCAAGAAUGGCAGUACAGACUUAGAGGGUGCAGAGGGGUUAGCCACAAAACGGGCAAACAGAGAGUCAAAAAACUUGCUCAUCAGCAAACAACACUUUAGAGGUGGAGUGGAAGGAAAAGCUUCUUUUCAGAGCCCAUUAACGAAUGUACUGAAACGUAAGACGGCUGCGUUCUCUGACAGACAGAAGGCUAGAAAGAACUGGUGGGAAGACUAACCAUUGAAUGGCACGGCUAUCGUGAGUGACUUGUGUUCAAGUGCCAUCCACAUACUGGCAUACACAAACACAAAGCUAUGUACUGUUACUAAAUUCUCAACCCAUGGACCUUCAUCAAUCAUCAUUGAUAUUAAAUCACUUUGUUAGGAUCUCAGUCAUCUGGAUAUUAUUGUGUGGAAGUCUUGAUUAAUAUCUGACAACCUCAUGGAGAGGGUGGGAUAUUGUCUAUGCCAUUUAUUGCUGUACUAACUAAAAUGUUGAUGGCAACAGAUUCAUGUGGAUUCAAGAAAUGUUAGACCAGUGAAAGUCCAUUAAAAGGAUACAGUUGAA